Messenger RNA from Pseudovirgaria hyperparasitica, 1556 nucleotides. Its product is annotated as carbon-nitrogen hydrolase. Gene Ontology annotation, molecular function: hydrolase activity, acting on carbon-nitrogen (but not peptide) bonds, in linear amides. Lineage: Eukaryota; Fungi; Ascomycota; Dothideomycetes; Acrospermales; Acrospermaceae. The transcript has 3 exons. The coding region runs from base 343 to 1251 and encodes 302 amino acids. The record is from RefSeq and is a predicted model, not a curated record.
ACCACAGGGGAUCAACUCGAUUGCAAGUAUCAUCGCAUUUUGAUUCGAUGUCCAUAAGUAAGCUAUUGCGGUACUGCUAAGCACAGGACUAUCAUAUGCGUAUGUCAGAGACAUACCGCCUCAAACCACCACCCUGUUUGAAUCUCCACCCAAAAGCAGUAAAACGUCACCCGCUUUCUAAGCACCCCGCAAUCCAUAAACCCAUUCAUUACAACUCCAACAUCCAUCUGAUCCGUCCCCAGAAACACCGCCGAAAACACUUAUAUCCACAAAUUUCUGGGCCCACCACCUCAUCCAGUGCCCCAUCCACAUCAUUCUUUCUCGUCCCCCUUCAACCGGAGAAUGUCUCCAACCCACAGAGUUGCCACUAUCCAACUCCACCCAAUCCCCCUCUCGCCAGCCAAAAACUUCGCUAAAGCAAGCGCUUUUAUUCGCAGCGCCGUCGCCCAAGGCGCCGAGCUCUGCGUGCUACCCGAGUACCACCUCACCAACUGGCUGCCUGCAGACCCGGCAUUCAGAGACGCAUGCAGCGACUGGGCCGUCUGGCUGGCAAAGUAUCAGGCGCUGGCCAAGGAGUUGGCCGUGUGCAUUGUGCCAGGGACGAUUGUGGAGCGGCAUGUAAGUGGGGAAGGCACAGGCGAGGGUAUGGGGGCAGAUGUCAUGUAUAAUGUUUGCUAUUUCAUCGGUAGGCAGGGCGAGAUAGUGGGUAAGUAUGUGAAGAAGAAUCUGUGGGGCGCGAUUGAGCGCGACCAUCUCGAAUCUUCGACACAUGCCCCGCACGAAGUGUUUGAUACGCCGAUUGGUAAGGUCGGUCUGUUGAUAUGUUGGGAUCUUGCGUUUCCUGAAGCAUUCCGCGAGCUCAUUGCUGCGGGCGCGAAGACGAUCAUCAUCCCGACGUUUUGGACGCUGUUCGACUGCUCGCUGGAAGGCUUGAAGCUGAACCCGAAGGCUGAGGCGCUGUUCUUGGACAGCAUGCUAACAGCGAGGACUUUUGAGAAUACUUGUGCAAUCAUCUUUGCAAACGCGGGUGGGCCUCCUCAAAAGGGCUACGCUGGUCUGUCUCAAGUUGUUAUACCCUAUGUUGGACCUAUUGCGCGCCUUGGUAGCAGCGCUGAAGGCAUGGCUGUCAUUGAUCUUGAUCUCGGAAUCCUGGAGGAUGCUGAGGAGAAUUACAAAGUCCGUGCUGAUCUUGCUAGACAGGAUUGGCAUUACGACUACAGACAUACCAAGCGGGAGAAGGGUAGACUAUGAUGUACCAAAUCUCUGGUGUGGCUUGUUACCAUGACUGUUUGGCAUUGUGACAACAUGACAUACUCUCGGCCCCUAUUUGAAUGAUACACCAAAAGCCAUAUUUCGGGCAGGGUAUCGAUGAAGAGAAGAAAAAUCAAACAACCUCCGACUCAGACAAGCUCUGCACUAAUACCAAUUAUUAUUGGGGGCACACGCGUGUGGGGGCCUGUGGUCCCGACUAUGGUCUCGCGAUCUGUGAAGGAAAAUCAGAACAGGAAACAAAGGGAGAUUCGACAGAUUGUGGUAUCGACCCGUAGGACUCGAAG